CUGGUGUGACCUCUGUGAGGUGAGGCGUGAGCCAAGUGGGAGCUGGUGUGUGGUGGGUGUUUGGCGGACGCUUGGCUGCCACGGUGGAGGUGGUGCGGGGCGGCGGAUUUAUGUGCCUGGAGGAGGGCGAGGCUGGGCGGCUGGAGCAGCAGUGCUGGGUGAGAGCGGCUCGAACACCAUGGGUGUGAUAGGUGUACAGCUGGUGAUUACCAUGGUAAUGGCUAGUGUCAUACAGAAGAUCAUACCUCACUAUUCUUUUGCUCGUUGGCUUCUCUGUAGUGGCAGUUUACAAUGGUACCGGCAUCCUACUGAAGAAGAUCUAAGGCUUCUUGCAGGGAAACAAAGAGGCAAGAGCAAAAAAGAUAGACUCUGCAGAAAUCAUAUUCCUACAAGAGCCAGAGUCCACCAGGGCCUCAGCAGCGACCGCUCUGCCGUCCGGGAGCGGAAGCGAGACCGACACCGUGAGGAGCGGGGCACCUGGGCUCGCCCCAUCUACACCGGCGGCGACCUCCCUUCUCGCGCUGGCCGGAGCUGUUUCUCGACCCCACAAUACCGGGCGCUGAAAGGGACAAUUCGGAAAACGGUGGAAAAUCCCAACUGUUCCCAAAGAAAAUAUAAUGGUCAUAUUGAAAACAAGCCCCUAACCAUUCCAAAAGACAUUGAUCUUCAUCUGGAAACAAAGUCUGUGACUGAAAGGGACACUAUAGCAUUGCAUUAUUUUCCUGAAUAUCAGUGGCUGGUGGAUUUCACUGCUGCAGCUACAGUUGUGUAUGUGGUGACUGAAGCCUAUUGCAGUAUCAUGAAGCCCUCACAAGAAAUGAAUAUCAGUGUAGUGUGGUGUCUGCUUGUCUUGGCCUUUGCAGUUAAGAUACUGUUUUCGUUGACCGCCCAUUAUUUCAUAGUAGAGGAUGGAGGUGAAAGAUCAGUCUGUGUUACCUUUGGCUUCUUCUUCUUUGUGAAAGCAAUGGUAAUCCUGAUUGUGACAGAAAGCUAUCUAGAGUUUGGACUCGAAUCAGGAUUCUCAAAUUUUUCAGAAAGUGCUAUGCAGUUUCUUGAAAAGCAGGGUUUGGAAUCCCGGUAAGUUUCUGGAAAUACAUUGGUCUUCAUUAUGUUGCAUUUAUAACCGAACCACUUAGAUUUUCUUAGCAAGCAUUUGUCUUGCAUGCUUUGCUCUUAUGCACACUUAUAAUCUCUGUAUUAACGUGAAGAGGUGGAUUAAUGAAAAUAAUCCAUCAAUAUUUACAAAGUAACUUAAGUUGCAUUUGUGUAUUCCCUUUUUAUUCCAAAAUUAUUCCAGUCCAUAAAAUACAGUUAAAACCUUAAAAGUCUUUCUUAUGUUAAUUCUUAAACAGUCCCUUCAGCUUUGAAAAGAUCGCUUAAAACAGGAGAUAAGUAUUUUUGCAGUUCCUGUGGUAUGCAGGAGGAUGAGAGUGCAAAAGCUACAGAUGGAG
Molecule: messenger RNA, 1451 nt
Organism: Harpia harpyja (harpy eagle)
Lineage: Eukaryota; Metazoa; Chordata; Aves; Accipitriformes; Accipitridae
Product: transmembrane protein 161B-like
Exons: 8
Coding region: 179-1081 (300 amino acids)
Source: RefSeq, a predicted model, not a curated record